AGUAUCAGACCAACCAUCCCCAACUGCCAACUUCCUUCCAUCAUUCCAGCAAGACUCACUGACUGAUGACACAGUUAAGAUUACAGAGAGUGAUUCCUCUGUUAUCAGAAAAGCACCAUUUACCACCAAUGCUGUCCCUGGCACCUCCAAGAAGCUCUCAUCACCCACAAAGAUUAAAAAAGGUGUCACUGAAGUUAGUUACAGCAUAGUGGACUUAACCAGCACACACUCCACCCAUGAAUUUACCACUAGCAGCUCAACAGUUACCUCUCAGUUAUCUUCUACCACCACCACUACCACCACCACCACCACCACUACAUUUCCUGCAACCACCUCUACCACCACUUCCAAAAAAGACUCCAGUAGUAAAAGUAGCUUCCCUGACUUUACAAGGAAUACAUUCAUCAGGACCUUCUCAGGGAGCACGAAGAGUGACCCUGACAUGACAAAACCUCAGCCCCAUCCAGGCAGCCUCAGUGACACUCCUGUAACUGUAAGCACUGCCAGAAAGGACCUGACCGCUGCAGCCGCUACAUCAAUCUGUCCCUCUGCCAGAAUUGUAUCACUGAUCAGUAAGUCUUCAUUUGACACUGCCACACCUCCUGUAACUCCAGAAAAGGACCUUGUCUCUCCCAUAUGGACCCCUGUGUCCCCCAAAAGAACCACUCAUUCUCCUGAAAAGACUCCCACAGUUCCCAGGUGGAGCCCUGACUCACCUGCAAAGAGCUCCUCCUCACCAGACAAGGUGUGUGGCAGUCCUAAAUGGGCUCCUAUUUCUCCAAAGAAAGUUCCUGCUGCUCACCAUGCACCACCAGUUUCUACAGAACAGACUUCUGUCACUCCAGGCAAAGAAGUAAAUGGUUUCAAAGUGAGCACUGAUGAACCUGUCACUACCACUGAAGCAGGUCCUGUUUCUACUGAAGAGGCCAUUAUGCCACCCCAAUGGGCUCCUGUAUCCACAACAAAAACUCCUGUCACUCCCAAACAGGCUCCAGUGUCUCCUGAAAAGAAAUCUUCUGUGGCACCCACAUGGAGUCCUGUUUCUCCUGUAAAAAGUCCUGUCACUCCAGGGUGGUCCUCUGUGUCCCCAGAGAAGAGCUCUGUUGCUCCCAAGUGGUCACCAGAGAAAGAGACUGCCCCACGAAAGUGGUCCCCUGUGUCCCCAGAGAAAAGACUAUUGCCUGUGUCUCCAGAGAAGAAAUGGUCCCCCAUGUCUGCAGAGAAGAGAUGGUCACCUGUGUCCCCAGAGAAGAGAUGGUCACCUGUGUCUCCAGAGAAAAGAUGGUCACCUGUGUCCCCAGAGAAGAGAUUUUCGCCUGUCUCACCAGAGAAGAGAUGGUCACCAAUGCCCCCAGAGAAGAGAUGGUCACCUGUGUAUCCAGAAAGAAGACUGACUCCCAUGUCCCCAGAGAAAAGAUGGUCCCCUCUCUCUCCAGAGAAGGCUUCUGACCCUCCAAGGUGGUCCCCUGUAUCCCCAGAAAAAGGCUGUGGUACUCCCAGAUGUGCUCCAAUGUCCACCAGCCACAGUGACUCCUCCAACAGAGGCCACACCACCACCAGCAGGGGCUACAGGGAUGCUGCCAUCAGGGAGGCCAGCGCCAGCACCACCAUUCACCCAGACAUUGCCAAGCACGUGCCCAUCAUCACCAAGGUCUUCCCUCUCUCCACUACCACACAAACCUCCACCACUACCACCUCCACUACCACCACCACAGCUUCAUCAGCCAUCAUUGAGAGACACAGUAUCACAGCCACAGCCAUGGCCACCUCUGCCCCACACUUCUACAUUGCCACCACCAAAUACAUCCCUGCAGUGACAAGUGUUGAUGAGAGCUCCACUGAAGAGGACACCUUCACCACUACCACUGUCACUGCUACCCAUGCCACCACUGAUGACACAGACACUGCCACUAAGGACUCCCCGGCCAUCACCAAGAGUGGCUCCACCUUCAUCACCUCUAAGAACAAACCAGACACCACCACCACCACCACUGCACUGGAAGAUGACCUCCCCUCCAUCACGGCAUCUAACUUCACCACAGAUGCCACCACCAAGACCGUUGACUUUGACGCCACCACUGGACAAGCCACCCCAGCCACCAGUGCCACCUGCUCCAUCAAGAGUGUGCCUGUCACCACCACCUCUCUUCACUGCGCCACUAAGUACAUCAGUGCCGCCGGGAAGAGUGCCGCAGCGCCUGUCUCUGAGAGGUUCACCGCUGCCUCUGCCUCGCCUCUACCCAGGUCCUCUAGCCAGCCUGACCUCAAAGUGACAUCAGUGAGGCGGGGCGGGAUGUGCAGCCCCAACGACGUCUUCUCUGCUUCAAUCACGACAACCGUCGGCCCGCCAUGGCGCGCCGCCGCCCACACCACCAUCAGGGUCGCCGCUGUGCCGGAGAGAGGCCGCCCCGGGAGGCCAGGAGAGAGUCGCCCGGAGCCUCGCCAUCACAGCGUGGACUCCGUCAGUCGUCGGGUCUUCUCAGUCCGUGGUCCCGCCCACCGCAAGGCACAUCCGGAGCUCGCGGCCAGCGGCAAGCGACACCGGAGUGUUGGUGACGCAGGGCAUGACCAAGAGGGCGACGAUGGCUCUCACAGGUUGACCGCGAGUCGCCCCCAGCCUGAGGGAGGGCCUGGCGGGUGGCAGCCUGUUCGUUGCCGCAGCACAAUCACCCUCAACCUGCAGACGGAGAGCUCCUCUGCCGUCAAUGCGGCGCCCCGACCAACCCCAGGUUCCGGCGCAGAGAAAAACAAGCCUCAGCAGUCCAAGGAAAGGCUGCAGCGGUCCUUCUCUGCCGAGAGUUACACCGCUGUUCCUAAUGCCAGAGCCACCCCGCGUCAGCCUUCCUACCGCCCCCACAGCCCCGAAAGCCCUACCAGCCCCAGGGUAUCUCCUGAGGGCUCCCACCAGGGCACCACCGUCCUCGGGACUUUCAAUUUCCAUGAUCGUUCGAGGACGCCUUCCCUGCUGGCCCGCGGGGAGCCUCCCCCCAGCCUGAGCGACGGUUCCCCGGAGGAGGAAGAGAGCGGGGCAACUUUGCUGGGCACCUUCAAUUUCCUGGGCAGCCGCCACCCCGCCCCCCCAAUGGCCUCCCGGCUGCCACCGCCAGACGGCGUGCCAUCCCUCACUGAUUCUCUUAUCAGCCUCGAGGAUGGCAAGCACCUGCUGGCUGUGUUUGACUUCACCAAGCCCGGCAUGCAGCGGCCGCCUCCACCCCUCGCCGUGCGACCUCCUCCAGCACAGCUGCAUCGGCCACAGCCGACCAAAACCCAGAAGUGCACCCCUACUGCUGCCCAAAACCCCGCCCCUGUGGCUCCCAAGAAGUCUGUCCCUGCCUCCCCCACCAAGCGUGCUGCUACUCUUUCCCAGAGGCCUGCCACCACCUCUCCUCAGAAGCCUGCCUCAGUGGUUUCCAAAAAGUCUCCUCACUCUUCCCCCACAAAGGACACCCCGGCUUCUCCCAGGAAGACUGGCCCUGCCCCUCCCAUGAAACCUGCCCCGGGAUCUAGCCAGAAGUCUGCCUCUGUUCCCGCACAGCAGCCUGCACCUCCGUCGAAGACACCGUCUGCCCCAGCCAGCCUGAAGAGUGACGCCUCACCACCCCACUCUUCUCAAAAGUCUUCAGCCUGCACCGUCACCAAACAGUCGGUGGUGGCCACCACCGUCACUAGACACACAGCACCGCCUUCCACUGUCACCAAAAAGUCAGAGCCGACUUCUAAGGUCACCAAACAAUCGGCGCCGCCCACCACCGUCACCAAACAGACAACACUGCCUUCCAAUGUCACCAAAAGGUCAGAGACAACUACCACCGUCAACAAACAGUCAGCACCAGCCUCAGCCGUCACGAGCAAGACAGAGACAACCAAGACCUUCACCAAACAGUCCGAGAUAACUUCCACCAACACCAAAAAAUCAGCUCCGGCCUGCACCGUCACCAGACAAACACCACCAGCUUCCACCGUCACCAGAAGGACAGAUACGACCACCACCUUCACCAAGCAGUCAGCGCAGCCUUCCACGGUCACCAGGCAGGCUCUGUAUACCAUUAGUGACGACGAUGCAUCUCGAUCCCACGCCGCACGAACCUCUGACGUGGAGAGCAGCGGCAGGACACCCAACGGCAUCGUGCACCCCAAGACAAGCCAGACCACCAGCAGGAGGGAGCAGGUCACGCGGUACCAGUCAGGUGAGCCGAGCCGAUCCGAUGACCACUUCCACUCUGUCGAACUGAUGUGUCUGGAAGGAAAGGAGAAAGAAAACCAGCGGGAGGAAGAUGAUGACAGCUCCCCAGCCCCUCCCGCGCCUCUCUCCAAGCAGUCAUCCGUGGACAGCAUCAGCCAGUUCCUCUCGCGCCAGUUCACUGAUUGGGACUCCUGCAGCCCCGCCCUCUCCCUCAUCCAGUCCGGGGACUUCUGGUGCACCGAUCGUCCCCUCAGUCCUUCCACUACGCUGCCCCAUCAAGGCGAGCGGGUGGUGGAGCCCUAUGGAGGCGGCGUGUCAGCCCAGCACGCCCAUGCCACGACCACGGCUGGAGGAGGGCGGGGCGCACAUGUAAGUGGGGAGGCUGAGGCCCCGCAGCCCAUUGACCCAGCCAUAUUGACUUCCAUUGACCUGGAGAACGACCACCCCCGCCACGAGAUGCCCGUCACAGACACACCCCAGCUCCACCACAACCACCACCACCGCCACCACGACCUCAACCACAACGACCACGUGUUUGUGCACAAGCCGCCAGAGGAAGGUCGGCCGGUGGGUGGGCGAGCAGCUAAGUACGUGGUGCACGACGACCAUCCGCUGGGGAUGGGACAUGACAACUAUGCCUUCGACAGUGAAACGUCAGGUCAGGACAUUUACAGCUAUGACCCAGGCUACAGCUCUGAGAGGUCCCCUGAAGACGAAGAGAGACCCCCACUCUUCCAUGCAGAGAACAGAGACAGUGAUGCUGAGGAGGAAGACGAGGAAGAUGAAGAGGACGAUGAGCAGCUGCAGUCCACUAACUUGAGGCUGCAUCCCGGCCACUGCCUCUCCAAGGAGGAUCUCAUGAAGCUCCUUCCCUUCAUCAAUGAAGGAACUAUUUUUGAGGUGACUGUGAUCAAGAACUUACGGGGUUUGGGGCUGGCAGUGUGUGGAGGCAUUGAGAGCCAGGGGCCCUAUGCUGGCCUUAUCCGCAUCAAGAAGCUUUAUCCCCAGACUCCUGCUUGGCUCUGUGGGCAGCUAGAAGUUGGAGAUGUCCUGCUUCAUGCUAAUGACAACCCUCUUACAGGUCUCUCCAGUCAUGAGGCGCUGGAGAUGCUACGGACAACAGACCGUGAAGUAACCCUUGAGGUGUGUCGGCCUCCCCCAGGGACCUUCACAGCAGGAGAGGAUGUCUCAGAUGGAGGGUCAGGGGUCAUCAGUACAAGCCUCACCCUCCCCAGCACUAGUCACAAUUACCUUUCUCCCUCUCCAUCAUUUUCCUCUUGUGGGGAGUUUGAGUUGACUCUUACCAAAGUUGGAGGCUCUCUGGGAUUCACAUUGAGGAAACAAGACAACAGCAUCCUAGGACACACUAUUCGCACCCUUGUUAGAGAACCAGCACUCUCUGAUGGCAGGAUACGGCCUGGGGACAAAAUUAUUUCUGUAAACAACACCAACAUGUGCAAUCUGAGUCAUGAGGAAGCCAUUGCUUACCUGCGCACCUGCCCUGACACUGUCACUCUAAAGCUUUACAGGGAUGCAAUGCAGACCCCAGUGUCCCCAGCCUCCCCAACAGAGCCUGACAAGAUCCUGAAGCCCAAGCCUUUGCGCAAAGAAGCAAGAGACAUGCUGACAGAUUUGGCCAUGAGGAAACAGUCCCCUGGCAACUCCCUACACAUGGGAGGUAGCACCAAUUCUCCAGGAACACCUCGCAGAAGACGUCUGCAAAAGACCCCAAGCCCCGACAUCAAGAGUGUGGUUGCUGACAGAUGGGAUUCACUUGUGAGAGAAUCGGAUGAAACUUUGCUGGGCAGCCCCUCUCUGGAGAAGAAGGUCUCUCUCAACAGCAUCAGUGAAAUUGAACACGAUGUAUCUCCAUUUGGCGACAGUCAGACUGAUGACUCUGCCUCCACCACAGUCCGCUCCAGACACUCCUCGGCUGCCUCCUCUUGCUCCUUCACACCCUCAGUGUCAGAGUCUCGUCCUAAGAGACCAAGCUUCCUAGACCUCAAUACAGGACACAGCUGCCCUCGCAAGACACAGUUCACGCCCCCCCAUGAGAUGGAUCAGUCCUUCCCCUCCCCUCAAGGUGGCCACUAUCCCACUGGUGACUCUCCUGACUCUGCUCCCCCACUUACCUCAGCACACAGUGACACCCCUGCCUUCUCUCACCUGCACCAAGUGUACCACAGUGUGAAUCUGGGGGUGCAGCAUCCUCAUGAGGACUUGACAAUGGCCAGUGCUGCCUCCCACCAAAACCUAAGUGGCCUGGAUGGUGAUGGCCCCACCAAUCAAGGUCUUCUCAAAUGGAAAGGUGUUGUCUUCACACCAGAUUCAGAAGAUGAAGAUUCUUCCACUCCUCACAGUCCAACUGGCUCACUUUCGUUGCAGAAACAGAAGCUGGUGACGUUAGAAUUAAAUCGUGGCUGGAACAGUAGACUGGGAUUCUCACUGCAGCAGCAGGGUGACCAGACUGUUAUCACCGCCAUCUACGCCGACAGUGUUGCUGCCAAAGACGGACGGCUCAAGAUUGGAGAUGUGGUGGUGGAGGUCAACAACACCAAUGUUGUUGGAUGGGACAGUGAGAGUGUGAUUGACAUGUUGAGGAAAACACGAGGAAAGAUUUUCCUCACAGUUCACCAGCAGCCAUGUUGAUCCCAUCAAAAAGAAGCUUGUCAUCAGUGAAGGCUGCAGCAAGGCAGCAGGCCAGUUCCUGCCUGUUGGGGUGACACCUCUCAGCUCAGCAAUCCAAGGAGUCAUGGGGCUGGUCGUGACUGGUCAUCUCUCCACAAACUAUUAUUCUCUGGUCAGAAGUGAGUGAGGCAACCCAAGGAUCAUCCCACUUUGGGCCAAGACUCGGGGAGCCUCUGUGUCACAUCACAAAUGUGUAUUGUACAAAUAUCCACAAUUCAUAUGAAGCUUUCUUCCAAACUGUAGCCAUAUUUAUGUAGUGGAUCAAAGCUUCAUCCUAUAUGCUAUACUUGUUAGCUGUUACUGCUGCACCUAUCCUAGUGUACUGUUUACAACUCACUAUUAUAGUCUUUAAAAUUCCCAUCUUAAACUGCAUUGUUUUCUUGUUUUAACUUUGUUGUUAAUAUUAAAAUACUUCACCGAAAUGUUACCGGCAGAGUGUUGUUUCUUACUGAUGCAGUGAUAACAAGUGUGGGUUGGUGUGCACUUGAUCUGUCUGUGCAAUAGACCAGCUUAGUGCCAAAGAUUUCAGUGUUAAAAUGCAGAAACAUCAAAGAUAAUUGUUAUAUCAGUAGUAACAAAUGUCUUGCAUGUGCCAUUGUCUGCUGUAAGCAAUCCUCAAAAAUCUAAACAUUCCAGCUGAAAUUGUGUACAUUGACAUUGAUGAGGGAGCCUCAUGUUUGAGGCUGUGGAGUCUUUCACAUUGUAACCCUACUGUGAAUAUAAUCAGGAACUGUUGAAGGGCAGAAGUCCCUCUCCCAGCUACUGAUCAGAUAACCCUUGAGUCACCCUGACAAAACCUGGUGUGUGGCAAGGCUCAUGUGCUUUGUAAAGUAGGAUUGGUGCCAGAGGAGUGACCCCUAGCACUUCUUCACCACUCCUCUCCUAGGCCUAAUAGGCUGGCUCAGGAGUAAGAUGUUAAUAAUGUAUUUUAGGAUUAUACCAUCUAAACUGCAUAAAAGUUAAAUGAAUAUAUAAUUAUAUAUAUAUAUUUCCUGUAG
Molecule: messenger RNA, 7869 nt
Organism: Portunus trituberculatus (swimming crab)
Lineage: Eukaryota; Metazoa; Arthropoda; Malacostraca; Decapoda; Portunidae
Product: mucin-5AC-like
Exons: 12
Coding region: 443-6832 (2129 amino acids)
Molecular function (GO): protein binding
Source: RefSeq, a predicted model, not a curated record